Messenger RNA from Elephantulus edwardii (Cape elephant shrew), 1320 nucleotides. It is a transcript of the gene B3GNT4, whose product is annotated as UDP-GlcNAc:betaGal beta-1,3-N-acetylglucosaminyltransferase 4. Gene Ontology annotation, molecular function: hexosyltransferase activity. The record is from RefSeq and is a predicted model, not a curated record. Bases 1 to 1320 code for a protein of 439 amino acids. The transcript has 2 exons. Lineage: Eukaryota; Metazoa; Chordata; Mammalia; Macroscelidea; Macroscelididae. Gene Ontology annotation, cellular component: membrane.
AUGGACCCGGGCAUCGUCCCGGCUGUGCUGGACUUCCCCUUGCAGAGCCGUGGGAUGGGGGUGGCGGGGAACCUGCGGGCUUGUCCGCCCUCGCCUGCCUUCAGGGCAUUCGGGUGUGUCCCGGGCCGUUGGGAAACCCAGAUCUCGGCGGUGCCCAGCGCGCCUCCCACGCCGCGGUCUCCAGGUCUCCCGCCCACUGCGCGCGGACUGCCCACAACAGCUCCGACCCCAGACGUGAGCCGGGUCAGGCGUUGGGCGAGGACGGCCAUGCUCCGCGGCCUGGGCCGGCUGCUGCUCUGCGGCCUGGCGGGGCUGCUGCUCAGCGGCCUCCUCUUCCUCAGCAAGGAGGCCAGGCCGUCGGGGGGCAGCGCCGCCCGCCAGCCCUUCUGGGCGCCCCCGGGGCCCCGCCACAGCCGGUGUCCGCCCAACCGCACGCUGGCCAACGCCUCCCUGGGCCUGCCCGGCCGCCACCGCCUCUUCCUGACCUAUCGCCACUGCCGCAACUUCUCGGUCCUGCUCGAGCCCUCGGCCUGCGCCGCGGACACCCGCCUGCUGCUGGCCAUCAAGUCGCAGCCCGGCCACGUGGAGCGGCGCGCGGCCAUCCGGGGGACCUGGGGCCGCGCGGGGGGCCGGCGCCUCAAGCUGGUGUUCCUGCUGGGGGUGGCCGGCCCCGCGCCCCCCGCCCAGCUGCUGGCCUACGAGAGCCGCCAGUUCGACGACGUCCUGCAGUGGGACUUCGCCGAGGACUUCUUCAACCUGACGCUCAAGGAGCUGCACCUGCAGCGCUGGCUGGCCGCUUCCUGCCCGCAGGCCGCCUUCGUGCUCAAGGGCGACGACGACGUGUUCGUCCACGUGCCCAACGUGCUGGAGUUCCUGGACGGCCGCGACCCGGCGCAGGACCUGCUGGUGGGCGACGUCAUCCGCCAGGCCCUGCCCAACAGGAACACCAAGGUCAAGUACUUCAUCCCGGCCUCCAUGUACCCGGCGCCCCACUACCCGCCCUACGCGGGGGGCGGCGGCUACCUCAUGUCCAGGGCCACCGUGCAGCGCCUGCGUGUGGCCGUGGAGGCGGCCGAGCUCUUCCCCAUCGACGACGUGUUCGUGGGCAUGUGUCUGCGCCGGCUGGGCCUCAGCCCCACGCACCACGCGGGCUUCAAGACCUUCGGCAUCCGCCGGCCGCUCGACCCGCUGGACCCCUGCCUGUACCGGGGCCUGCUGCUGGUGCACCGCCUGAGCGCCCUGGAGAUGUGGACCAUGUGGGCGCUGGUGACCGACGACGGGCUGCGCUGCGCCGCCGCCCUGCGCCGGGGCCCUCUGUGA